AUGCUCGCUAUUAAAAGUUCGAGAAAACAGUCGCUGCGAUUAUUGUCCAACGAGGAAGACAAUCUGUUGGCCGGGAUUGACUUUCAAACCUACUAUCUUGGGAGGAAAGAGAUUCAGAAUGACAACAACGAUUUAGACACCGUUGUCGAAGGUAUAUAUUCAAAAUAUAUGUAUAAUGGGGACAUAAAUAACUCAACUCAGUUGACGAUAACGGUUGAUACUAACCAACUCAUGUUUCGAGACGUCGUCACACACCAUAUUGAGUUCAUUAUCGCACUUACAAGCGUGAAAUCCGUUUACUGCUCUAGUAAAAAGACAAAAUUCCCGAAUGCUGUUAUCCUUCUAUGUUGUUUACCGUCUCAAAGUACAGCCACUGUUCAUGUUUUACAUUGCCUGAACCAAAGUCAGGCUAGAGAUUUCUAUAAUGCGAUUAAUCGUGCCUUUGAUUAUCAUGGGGAUGCUACUCAGGCGAGCAAACCGAAUCGGGCGAACGUAGAUAAAGGAAAUAAAGAUUUAGAAGCAAGUGCUGUAGGCGCGUAUAAAGUAAAUACGACGAAGUCGAUGAAAUAUCGAGAAUUGAAUGUUACUGCUCCAAAGAAAAAGGAAACGUGUGCGGGCGAGAACACUGGUUUACUUGGUGCUGAGGAGUUAGUGCCAGCAAAAGACGAGCAGAUCCAAACAUCUGUGACUGUGAACGAGAUAGUUCAAACUCAAGUUGACGAUGACGCACGUGCGAAGCCAAGAUCUAGAGCAAAGUCGUCUCCUCAGACAAAGGGUGCCGAAGGGGUAGGACUAUUAGAUAACAUUGACCCUGAUGACGGCUUUGAUGACGAAUUCACUGACUUGGCACGGAACAGAUCUUUAUCAGAUAACAUUAAGGCUAGAUUCGGACGUUAA
Messenger RNA from Paramuricea clavata, 897 nucleotides. The record is from the annotation of a GenBank genome assembly. NCBI's taxonomy places the organism in Eukaryota, Metazoa, Cnidaria, Anthozoa, Malacalcyonacea, Plexauridae.